Arachis stenosperma is the source of this 1762-nucleotide messenger RNA. Its product is annotated as replication factor C subunit 1-like. Gene Ontology annotation, cellular component: DNA replication factor C complex; nucleus. The record is from RefSeq and is a predicted model, not a curated record. Gene Ontology annotation, biological process: DNA replication. Lineage: Eukaryota; Viridiplantae; Streptophyta; Magnoliopsida; Fabales; Fabaceae. The coding region runs from base 1051 to 1560 and encodes 169 amino acids. Gene Ontology annotation, molecular function: DNA clamp loader activity; DNA binding; ATP binding. The transcript is spliced from 12 exons.
UUCACACUACACUCUCGCGAAUUCGCGAUUCCUCACUCAUCCCUCUGAAGUCUGAAUGCUUCAUCGGCGGCGCUAUCAGCCGUGCACCGCCGUCUCACGGAACCUCCAUUGCACUCUACUUCCAUCGGCCUUGCUCGCAUCACUCCCUUCCGUCGCACCCCUUCCCGGUUCUUCUUCGUCGCACCCCUUCCGUCGGCCUUGCUCGCAUCGCUCCCUUUCGAACCCUAAUGUGCGUUUCUCUCUUCGAUCUCGCCACGCUUGCUCUUUUCAACUGUGUUUCUCUCUUCGAUCUUGCCUCAGCUAUGCAGUUAACCCUAAUCUCCUUUCUCCUUCAUCGCUGUUUUCUUUCUUUCAAUACCAUCGCUAACUCUAACUAUAUUCCUAUGUUUCAUCGCUAACUAUGAUUCUAUUUAUUCUAUGAUAAGAACUUGUAACGGUUAUAGUUUUUAUUUUGGUUCUUAUAAACUUGUUCGUGAAAUCAAGGUUCCUGAAUGCAUUGACUAGUUUCAUUUUUAUUGCUGAGGAAGAGGAGGAGGAAGUAGAGAUAGAGUAUGUGGAGGUUAUGAUGAACUUGAAGAGGAAGAUGACAUGGAGGAUUUUGUUAAUUUUAUCUGGAAGCUCUGAAGAUGAAGAGGCAGAAGCAGCUGCUUAGAGAAGGGUGAAACAGAAGAAUAAGUUAGCUUCAAUGAAAUCUGAGAAGGAUUCUGUUGAUCUUAAAUCAAAGAAGGCAAAGGUCCUUGUUGAGGCCCACAUAGCCAUUAGGAUGGUGGGCCGGCGACAUUAUAUUGGGCGGAAGGGAUGAGCUUGGCGGUGGCACAUGGUUGGGCUCCACCAGAGAUGGAAGGGUGGCUUUCCUCACCAAUUUCAGGGAAGUUGAAAGCCUUCUGGAACCCAAGACCAGGGGAGACUUGCCCCUCUGAUUCCUUUAGAGUAAGAAGAGUCCUCAGGAGUUUGCAGAGCAAAUUGUUGAAGAGGCACAUGUAUAUAAUGGCUUCAAUCUAGUUUGUGUUGAUAUUUGCAGCUUCAAUCUAGGCUGCUCAGAAAGGUAUAAUGAGUGUAUGGGACAAAGCUGAUAUCAUAAAGUGUAUAGGACUCAAUUGGAGGAUUAGUCUUAGCAUGAGUGAUCCAGAUCUUGUUCCACUUCUUAUCCAGAGGGUAAAACGCAUGAACCUGAUUGCUCGUGCUGCUGAGUCAAUUGCUGAUGGGGAUCUAGUGAAUGUACAGAUUCGAAGAUAUCGACAGUGGCAGCUCUCUCAAACUAGCUCUGUGGCCUCGUGUAUUAUUCCUGCUUCAUUGUUGCAUGGGCAGAGAGAAAUACUUGAACAGGGAGGGCAUAAUUUUAACAGGUUUGGCGGGUGGCUUGGAAAGAACUCAAUGGCAGGCAAAAACCUUAGGCUUAUGGAAGAUCUGCAUGUCCACAUGCUUGCUUCACGUGAAUCUAGUUCAGGAAGGGAUACUAUCCGAUUGGAAUACCUUACCCUUCUCCUUAAACAAUUAACAGAACCGCUACGAUCUCUGCCCAAGGCUGAAGCUGUUGAGAAAGUUGUGGAAUUUAUAUAGUUGGACAACAUUUGCUGGUACUUUUGGCUAUGCUGCUCCAGCUAUCAAGAAGAGGAUGGAGAAGGAUAUUGAUAAAGUUGGAAAGAUUGCACAUGGUGUCAAAACAAAAAUAGAAGCUAUAAACAGAGAUGUAAUGAGACAAAGAUAAUGACUUGAUGUUUAGUAGAUUUUAGUCCUGAAAUUUCAAACAUGAGGAAUUUUU